Messenger RNA from Microdochium trichocladiopsis, 1302 nucleotides. RefSeq lists its product as uncharacterized. The record is from RefSeq and is a predicted model, not a curated record. Lineage: Eukaryota; Fungi; Ascomycota; Sordariomycetes; Xylariales; Microdochiaceae. The transcript has a single exon. The coding region runs from base 1 to 1302 and encodes 433 amino acids.
AUGGCGGUCAUCAAUCCAAUCCAUAUUGGAACCCGCGCUUUCGGCAACCUUCACGACCUCGUGGUCGAUCGGCUGCCAACAACUGGCCCAGCAGCAAAGACCCAAACCCAUGCAGCUAGAGAGUUCCAUCCAAGCUCAAGCCUACCUGCAGAAGCAAAACUCUCGCUCGGAAUCAACGACGCUCAAAUCCUCAGCCAACGCCGCCGAGACGCGCACAACAACGUCAGCCAUGACAGGGCGAACAAACCCAACCACAACAGCGCCAAGCACACUACGUCCAAGCAGAACCACCCCAGCAACUGUCACAAGAACAACGACCCCGUUGCAACCAGGUGGAAUCACGCCGACACAAACACUGGCGACACCACAUUCAACUACACACCACAGCCCGGCCCAGGAGUGCCCGGCUUCUCGCACGGCCGUUACUGCCACUGCAGUGCCUGCAACAACUCCAGACUUCGACACAGCAAAGACACAAAGCCAAUCGCCUGCCCAAAUAAUGGCCGCCCUAAAGACGCCGCCCGCAAACGCGAUCUGGAAGAAAAGCAACGGCUCAAGGAACGCCUCCAACGCCGCAAUGGCGACGACGUGGACGACGAUUGCGACGACGACGCUACCACCCUGCCCGAGCCGGUCCAUGCUACCACGCGCGAGGCCGCGCAGCUCACUACUACAAACCAAAACCAAGAAGACGUCGACUUCAACGCAGCCCACGCACACCUGCGCCACACCCAACAACCACACCGUCAACAGAAACAACCACAAACCAUCGCGGAACGGCUGCGCGGAGAGGCGUUCAAGUACCAUUCCAUCGACUACCCCUACGACCAAGAGGCGCUCGAACGAGCCGCCAAGGUCGUCCCAGACGCAUGGCGCUUCGACAAGGACGGCAUGCCGCGCGAGGAGCUCCUCCGGUACAUGAGCCCAAACCAUCCGUGCAUCAGACAGUCUCGUAGCGCCGGGAUCCUGCCAUACACUGAUGGGGACAGCACCUACUACACCACGCGCUGGGAGCAGAUCCAGCAGCAACAACUUCAACAACGAGCCCACAAGGAGCGGGCUUUGCAAGGACACAACGACGAGUCUGGUGUCUCCUGCUCCGACAACAGGGACAAGAAAGAAGACAGCAAUGACGACGACGAGGAAUGCAUCGAGGAGCCGCGGUCGGCACAGAGAGAGCUGUGGUGCUGGGAGACCAAGGCGGAUGCGGUAUACGUGCCGUACUUCAGCGUCCACAAGCCAAAGGACGAGGUUAAGGACUGGUUCGAGUUUGUAGAGGAGAAUUGGGAGUCCACCUUUUGA